UACACUAACAGUGGCUGUUCGGUAAUUUGCACCUAGUCUUAGUUUAGUCUUGUGGUAUCACUUUUUACAAGAGGAGAUAUUUGUUCAAUCUUGUAACUUUGCAGUAGAAUUGUAAUCAGUUAUGGACCUUCAAGAAGUGAUGAACACCACCAUACAUCCAUCUUGUUUACAGGAACCCCCACUUGCUUUUGAUGUCAUAAAGCAGCUGGAUGUUUUCGGGCUGGCCCUGUACUCCAUGCUGACCCUAAUGUCUACUGUAUCCUUGGGCCUGUACCUGGAGGAGUGUGUGUUCAUAUACAGAAAGACCCCCUAUCCUAAAAAGACAACCGUCAUCUGGGUCAAUGGUGCUGCACCGGUCAUAGCAACCAUGUCUUGUUUUGGGAUGUGGAUCCCAAAAGCUGUCAUGUUCACAGAUAUGGUCUCUAACUGUUACUUUGCUGUGGUGGUUUAUAAGUUUCUGGUGCUUCUGAUUGAAGAGUGUGGGGGUACUGAGGCCUUCCUCAGACGGUGUGAGACGACAACCUUCAGGAUCAACACAGGGCCCUGCUGCUGCUGCUGCCCCUGCCUGCCCCACGUGGCUGUCACACGGAGAAUGUUAUUCUUGCUAAAACUAGGAUCUCUGCAGUACGCCAUCCUAAAGACAAUCCUUUCAGUCCUGUCUGUAAUAUUGUGGACCAAUGGGAAUUUCGAUCAAUCUGAUCUGGAGAUCACUAGCACAGCUAUCUGGAUAAACCCGUUUGUGGGUGUUCUCACAAUUACUGCCCUCUGGCCUGUGGCCAUUAUUUUCAUGAACAUAUGCAACACACUGCGCAUCUUGAAGAUCAUCCCUAAGUAUGCAAUGUACCAGCUGGUGCUAGUGCUCAGUCAGCUGCAGACAUCCAUUAUCAACAUCUUGGCUUUGGACGGAACAAUUGCCUGUGCUCCCCCUUUCUCUUCUCAAGCCCGUGCAUCCAUGUUAAGUCAACAGCUGAUGAUCAUGGAAAUGUUUAUUGUGACAUUGGUGACCCGAAUAUUGUACCGCCGCACCUAUGACCCGCUGCCGACUGACCCCCAUGAGACUGACAAUGACCUGAAUUCCAAGAAGAGUCUGCAGCCUAUCUUGAGCCAUACACAGCAUGCUGUGUAAGAGUCUGCAGGCUAUCUUGAGCCCUACAUAGCCUGCUGUGUGCUGAUACCUCACUUUCAUGUACUGGGACUUUUC
Osmerus eperlanus (European smelt) is the source of this 1201-nucleotide messenger RNA. RefSeq names its product organic solute transporter subunit alpha-like. Lineage: Eukaryota; Metazoa; Chordata; Actinopteri; Osmeriformes; Osmeridae. Gene Ontology annotation, biological process: transport. Gene Ontology annotation, molecular function: transporter activity. The record is from RefSeq and is a predicted model, not a curated record. The transcript is spliced from 8 exons. Bases 122 to 1126 code for a protein of 334 amino acids. Gene Ontology annotation, cellular component: membrane.